CUCUUUGUACACACUCACACUCACUUUCAUGCCAUUUUUAAAUUUCAACACAAAAUCAUUUUUCUUCUUACUCACACAAAAUAUAACUCCCCCAAAUCUUCCAUUCAGUUUAUCAAAACAAGGAUGGAGUUAGGAAAUGAGGUUCCAUUAGGAGAUGAAAGUGGUGAUGUUGUUAAUGAAGAUAUGAAUGUCAAAAAAGAUGAAGAAAAGGCUAAUACCGAAAAACCGCAUUCUGAAAACUUGAAUAAAAAUGAUGAAAUUGUUGGUUCAUCAAAAGUUGAAGUAAAUGAAUCUUCUGAGAGUGCUAAAAAAGUUGGUAUUUCAAAGGACAAUAAGAUAACUAAAAAUGGUCCUAGCAAGCCAAAGACAAAUUUGUCUCAAAGCUCAUCAUUUUCGGCUAAAACCCAAAACGUUGAUGGGCAAUUGGUGAAACCCAGAGUUGGGUCUAAGGGUGAAGCUACAUUGAUAGGUGUAUCUGCGACAUCAUCAUCUUCGCGUUUGAAUCCUCCGACUAAGGGAACAUCAGCUGGUGUAAAGAUUGGUGUUGGGGCUAGCCGAAGAGCCACUAUAGAUUCGGUGCCAAGUGCGAGCAAGUCAAGGGCUAAGAAACCCAAUGGAAAUGAAGACCACCCUGCUUCCGAAGAUUCAUUACCUGCUCAUAAACAUUCAAAACCAAACAGAACUUCAUUCCCUAUAAAAGAAGAUGAUGACAACCGUUCCACUACCUCAUCUAGACAACGCCGGAAUAGUGUCUCCGGCUUUUCGUUUAGAUCAGAUGAACGUGCAGAGAAGAGAAGAGAGUUCAAUUCAAAGUUGGAGGAAAAGAGUCAUGCAAAGGAAGUGGAAAAGACGAAUUUACAAGAAAAAUCCAAGGAGAGCCAGGAAGCAGAGAUCAAGAACUUGAGAAAGAGCUUGAUGUUUAAAGCUGCACCAAUGCCAAAGUUCUACAAAGAGCCCCCACCCAAGGUGGAACUGAAGAAGAGACCACCCACACGUCCAAAAUCUCCAAAGCUGGGCAGAAAUAAGAGCUCUGUGGCUUCAGUAAGCCGGUCUGCGGAAGAAGUUACUGCUGUGAUUACACGAGUUAAAGAACAGGCAACAUCAAGCAAGGGAAAUCUCGUAAAGCGUGACAAAGGCACUGCUGCAUCCAAGAAACCAACCAGUAGUUCAAAAUCCAGUAUUCCACCUGCCAAAACUGAAGUCAAACCCGAUACUUCAGAAGCAUUACCCGUUAAUAUAGAAGAUCAGGAAAACGACCAAGAUUCUGAUGAACAGUUUCAGGAAAUCCAUGCCCCUCUUACAAAUCCUAUUGAAGGUGAAGAAUGGAUAGAAGUCAGUCCUGAAAAGAAGGCAUCAUCCAAUGAAGUUGCGAGCAUAAUACCUGGAGACAUCAUGGCAGAUGGAGGUUAGAAUGCACUGCAAGAUUAAAAAAUACCCGUAGUUAUUAGGUUUUUUGCAUGUGAAGAAUUUGAAGUUUUUGUGUUGUGAAUAGUGUGCUGAAAGAUUGUUUCCGUAUACGGGGUCUCAACAGGUCUAUUUAAAUCUUUCUGUGUAUAGUUCUCAAGAAGUUUCUGUGAAACAUCCUUUGUUGGCAACUUGGAAUUCAAUGUGCAAAAAGGAACUUGAAUUUUCUUGAAUAUCUUGCAUAUUUUGCUGCUAUGUACAGUAAACUGUGGUACUUUGUUCGAGUUCAA
Messenger RNA from Erigeron canadensis, 1694 nucleotides. Its product is annotated as protein WVD2-like 4. Bases 124 to 1410 code for a protein of 428 amino acids. The record is from RefSeq and is a predicted model, not a curated record. Gene Ontology annotation, biological process: microtubule cytoskeleton organization. The transcript is spliced from 7 exons. Gene Ontology annotation, molecular function: microtubule binding. NCBI's taxonomy places the organism in Eukaryota, Viridiplantae, Streptophyta, Magnoliopsida, Asterales, Asteraceae.